This is a messenger RNA of Gopherus evgoodei (Goodes thornscrub tortoise), 2006 nucleotides long. RefSeq names its product phosphoribosylformylglycinamidine synthase-like. The record is from RefSeq and is a predicted model, not a curated record. The annotation marks the transcript as partial. The transcript is spliced from 15 exons. NCBI's taxonomy places the organism in Eukaryota, Metazoa, Chordata, Testudines, Testudinidae.
AUGGCCCCAAAGGAUCCCACGUUGUUUUGUGUUGUGGUGGUUCUGGGGGGCCUGGGACCUGAGAGGGAGUCUCUCUCGUGGCAGGUCUCCAGCAGCCUGUGGGCCGCUCAGGCACUCGCCUCUGGGCUACGCCCCCCGAACUUUGCCCAGCAAGUUAACAGUAGCUGCACCGCCAGCCUCCGAGAACCUUUGAAUCGUUCCCCCCCGGUAUUCAGCUCCUGGCCUAAAUUCCCUCGAAGCUGCGCGGCCGCGCAACCAGCUAUAAAGGGCCUCGCAGGCAGCUACAGGGACCUGGAGAGGAGAGAGGACCCAGCCAUGGCGGUGCUGCACUACUACCAGCGCCCCGGGGCGGAGGGCGUCCCCGUCUCCCUGCUGCGCUCGGCCCAGGCCGUGCUGGGGGGCGUCCGCGCCCUGCACCGGGAGCUGUGCUACAACGUCAGCUGGACAGGCGCGUCGCCCCCCAGCCCCCAGGAGACCCAGCUGCUGCACUGGCUCUUCGGCUGCCCCUUGCAAUCCGGAGACGUUGCCGCCGAGUCCUUCCUGCGCCCAGCGCCCACCGACCUGCUGAUGGAGAUCGGGCCGCGGCUGAACUUCUCCACGGCGUUCUCCACCAACGUGGCGUCCGUGUGCCGGGCCGUGGGGCUGGGCUGCGUGGAGCGUGUCGAGCGCUCCCACCGCUACCUGCUGCAGUGCGCCCGGCGCCCCACGCCCGCCGAGGAGGCCGCCCUGGAGGGGGUGCUCAGCGACCGGAUGACGGAGCAGCGCUACGAGGAGCCAAUCCGCAGCUUCGCCGUGGCCGCCCGCCCGGCCCCCACCUGGCAUGUGGAUGUGCUGGGGGGGGGCCGCACCGCGCUGGAGGGAGCCAGCCGGGAGCUGGGCCUGGCCUUCGACUCCUGGGACUUGGAUUUCUACACCGAGCUCUUCACGAAAUUGGGGCGCAACCCCACCAGCGUGGAGUGCUUCGACCUGGCCCAGUCCAACAGCGAGCACAGCCGACACUGGUUCUUCAAAGGGCGCCUCCUGGUGGACGGGAAGGAGGUCGCAGAGUCGCUGUUCGGCUCCAUCAUGCGCACCCAGGAGAGCAGCAACCCAAACAACGUCAUCAAAUUCUCCGACAACAGCAGCGCCGUCCAAGGCCGGGCCGUGUGCUCCCUGUGGCCCCGCGACCCGUCCCGCCCCAGCUGCUUCGAGAAGAGGACGUCGACCCGGCACGUCGUCUUCACUGCGGAGACCCACAACUUCCCCACGGGGGUGGCCCCGUUCAGCGGCGCCGCCACGGGGGCGGGCGGGCGGAUCCGGGACGUGCAGUGCACGGGGCGCGGGGCCCACGUCGUCGCCGGCACGGCCGGGUACAGCUUCGGGAACCUGCACAUCCCUGGCUACGCUCUGCCCUGGGAGGACCCGGCGUUGCCCUACCCCCAGAAGUACGCCCACCCCCUGCAGGUGGCCCUCAGGGCCAGCGAUGGCGCCUCGGACUACGGCAAUAAAUUCGGGGAACCUGUCCUGGCCGGGUUCGCCCGUUCCUUCGGCCAGCGGCUCCCCGACGGGCAGCGCCGUGAAUGGAUCAAACCCAUCAUGUUCAGCGGGGGGUUCGGCGCCAUGGAGGACAUUCACGUGCACAAGGAGCCCCCCGAGCCCGGGAUGCAGGUGGUGAAAGUGGGGGGCCCCGUGUACCGGAUCGGAGUCGGGGGGAGCUCAGCCUCCUCCAUCCAGGUGCAGGGGGACAACACCAGCGAGCUGGAUUUCGGGGCGGUGCAGCGGGGGGACCCCGAGAUGGAGCAGAAGAUGAACCGGGUGCUACGGGGCUGCGUGGAGAGAGGGAAGGCCAACCCCAUCUGCAGCCUGCACGACCAGGGGGCCGGGGGCAACGGAAACGUGCUGAAGGAGCUGUGUGACCCAGCCGGGGCCGUGAUCUACGCCAGCCGCUUCCAGGUGUGUGGGGACCCUCUGCCCCCCCACGCCAGCUGCUCCCAGAUGUGGGGACCCCCUGCCCCUCUGCCCCCCCA